GUUAGAAAAGACCGCGCUCUGAUUUGAUUGGCUAAAUCGGCUCUUGCUUUUACUUAUGCUGCCUUUAAUGGCCGUCGGACGUCUGAAUGUAUUCAUUCGGUAAAUUUAAUCUGCAAGACUAAAUAAAAAACUAACUCGUCAAAACCUAGAUUUCCUGUGAACAUACGCGAAGAAAUAAUAAUCAAAAAACAGUUGUGGAAAGCAUAAUAUUAUUGUUUAUUAUUGAUACUCAUUAUUAUUUGGUCAAAUAUUUCCAAUUUUGUUUACAAAGUUAUAAAAUUGAUUGAUUUCGUAAAUGUGUAAAUUCGAUUUACAUCUAUAUGUAUAAUAAUAUUGCCAUAAAACAAAUGUACUUAUGGCCACUCCAAUGCGAAAGAAGACGUUGUAGCUGUAUAUUUUCAAUAUGAAAUGGAGAUUGUGAUGAGCACGUGAAGGCAGCACCGGCAUCGACCAUUGCGCUUCAUUGAGCGUCCCUUUCAUUGAGCAUCCCCACACGACACGGCGCACGGACGACGGCGCAUUCACUGGCGAGAGGGAGUGAAGAGCAGCAGACAUGACGAUUAGAAACACUCUGCUGGACCACGGACAGAGAUUCCGCCCGCGCAUGGCUUGUCUCAAAAAGGCGGAGAAGGUGUUGCUGGAGAUGCAGGACCCCAAAACGGGAGUGAAGUCCCAGAUUCAGAGGCUGGUGAUCACGACGAUCCCACACGCUCUCACCGGUGAAGAUAUAAUUGCAUGGUUGGCAGAAAGAUUCCACGUGGACGCACAAGAAGCCAGACAUUUGGGCUCCACCCUGGUGGCGCUCGGCUACAUCUACCCGCUGCAGCACCACAAACGGCUGAUCGUCAAAGCCGACGCGUCGCUCUAUCGCUUCCAGACGCCGUACUUCUGGCCCACGCAGCAGUGGCCCGUGGAGGACACCGACUACGCCAUCUACCUCGCCAAGAGGAACAUACGCAAGAAAGGCAUGCUGGAGCUGCACGAGCAGGAGCAGUACAGCCAUCUUCACAAGUGGAUGAACCACAAGUGGGACUUCAUAGUGAUGCAGGCCAAGGAGCAGUACAGGGCUGCAAAGGAGAGGAAGAAACCGGACCGCGUGGUGUUUGACUGCCAGGAGAGGGCGUACUGGGUGGUUCACAGGCCCCCGCCAGGGACGGUGAGCGCCAUGGACUACGGACUGAACCGACGGGUGGACCCCGGCGCCGACGAGGUGACAACUCCCGACUUCUUUGAGAGAAUUAUGAUCUUCACGCAGCAGUCGAUCAUGAGGCCCAGAGUCAAGUCGUCCGUGUCCAUCGGCGCACUGGUCAAACACUGCGCCAUCUACCACGGACACGACCCCUUCCUUUCCAAGUGUCUUCCCAGCAACCCCUGGCUCACCGACGACGUGACGUCGUGGAACCUGAACAUGCCCAAUGUGGAGACGCCCACUAAAAUGCGCGUGGAGAGGUGGACGUUCAGCUUCGGGGAGCUGCUGUCGGACCCUCGAGGGAGAGACGAUUUCAGGCUCUUCCUGAGGAAAGAAUUCAGCGGCGAGAACCUGGCUUUCUGGGAGGCCUGCGAGGACCUGAAGUGGGGAGCGGCUGCAACCAUGAGGGAGAAAGCGGAGCAGAUCUACAAGACGUUCCUGGCGAGAGGCGCCCCACGCUGGAUCAACAUCGAUGGGAAGACCAUGGAAAUCACCGUGAACGGCCUGAAACACCCGCACAGAUACGUCCUGGACGCGGCGCAGACGCACAUCUACAUGCUGAUGAAGAAGGACUCCUACGGACGCUACCUGAAGUCCCCGGUGUUCAAGGAGACGCUGAGGAAGGCGGCGUGUCCUGAGGAGCACAAGUUCACUGACGCCCAGUUGGAGCACAACGCCAGGAACAGACGGCCCAGUCUCAGCCCCAUCAUCCUCCGGCAGCAGGAGCAGGAGCAGAGGGCCCGGACGGCAGCGAGCGCCCCCGUGGACAUAACGCAGGUCAUGAGCCGACUCAGCAGGCGGAGCAAGGACGCGGAGCCCCGUCCUGCUGCUCAGGGAGUCAGGGGAACAUGAGACCUCCUCGUCUGCUGCUUCCACACAGCUCUAUUAGUACAAGUCUAUUUAUUGUAGUUCACCUCAGUUUGGUGACGAAUCGAUCUAGAACAGAAACGCUGAAUCAUUUUGUCACGUGUUUAACAUGUUGGAAAAAUGUAAAAUCCAGUUCUUUCUUGCAUUGUGACAUCGUGUGUGUCCAUCGUCAUCUGUUCUGUUCCCAUGAGCCAAUAAAACCAUCGUGUUUGAGUCCA
Molecule: messenger RNA, 2274 nt
Organism: Betta splendens (Siamese fighting fish)
Lineage: Eukaryota; Metazoa; Chordata; Actinopteri; Anabantiformes; Osphronemidae
Product: regulator of G-protein signaling 9-like
Exons: 17
Coding region: 554-2041 (495 amino acids)
Biological process (GO): regulation of G protein-coupled receptor signaling pathway; G protein-coupled receptor signaling pathway; intracellular signal transduction
Source: RefSeq, a predicted model, not a curated record